Molecule: messenger RNA, 1652 nt
Organism: Rhopilema esculentum
Lineage: Eukaryota; Metazoa; Cnidaria; Scyphozoa; Rhizostomeae; Rhizostomatidae
Product: KICSTOR subunit 2
Biological process (GO): cellular response to amino acid starvation; cellular response to glucose starvation; negative regulation of TORC1 signaling
Cellular component (GO): KICSTOR complex
Source: RefSeq, a predicted model, not a curated record
GCAAUGGCGGAAAUCAUAACCAGUUAUCAUAACACAAAGGGAGAGCUUGAGUAGACAGAAGAUUUGAAAAUGUUUUAUUUUUGUUUACGAAAUGGCUGUGACUGAAUUUCACUGAGCCAUUACAUAGACAAUAUAUUUGGUGAAAAGAUGGCUGAGCAAGGACCAUCACAAGAACUUUGGAAAAGUAGAGAGGCUUUUCUUGAAGUUUUCUUUUAUGGAGUUUCACAGUUCAUGUUUGAUCAAGCAAAAGAGCUUGUGGAUAAAGAGAAAGAGGCAACAAAAUUUCCUGCAAGUAUUUGGCUGCAAUUAUGUAGUGUGCUUACUGAUCUGGUCUCUGCAGAGAAGCUGUACUCCUCAUUAACAUACAUAGAGAGAAGACUGUUACGGAGAGAUCUGGUUCGACCACUUUAUGACAAGCUUCAAACAGACCUAAAAAGACUUGAACUGACAGGUGAAGCCUCCUUACAAGAGAAUAGUGACAUAACAGAGGCAAUGGCCAGUGAUCUAGCAAAACAGCUCUCACAAUUUAUAUCUGCUAGAAAAGAAAUGAUAGACUUUUACAUUAAAAUGGCAAAAAAUAGGUGGGAAAAUAAAGAAAGCGAAGAUCAGUUGGUUAAACUUAUAGACAAUAUUAUCGAAAGACACAACAACGAAUUUCACCAUCCAAUAUUGGAUUCACUGAAAACAGGCUUCAGCUUUGAAGCGGAAAUUGUGCAGUGUCUCUGCAAAGCUGAAGUGAAAAUGCAGCAAUGGGAUUUUUUCUCGUCUUUGUUACUUCUGUAUCAGUGUCAGACAGACUUGAAUUCAUGGACACAGCUAGUUGUUCCUGGAACAGUGAGAGAGAUAGCAGCUCAAACAACGGCUAAAAGUCCGGCAUCUAUGAUUGCAUCUAGAAAGAGCUGGCAUGCUCCAACUCUAUAUAGAUGGUUAUACCAGGUUCAACUGGCAGCCAUUUCAAAAUUCAGCCUGUAUUUUCACUCUACAUUGAGCUCACAAACUAAUCAAGCGGAAAUGAAGUUACUGACUGCAAAAACAACAGUCGACUAUUUUGCAAAGAUUACCACGUUCAUUCGAAAAAGUGAAGCAUUCAACGUUUCUUUAAUACUGGAUACAACAACAAUGGAUCACGUGGCACCUGGCCAUGGCUACUUUCUUCCCAAUAUUGAGCAUGAACGACGCACUGGCAAAGAUACAUAUCCUGCUAUAGUCAGUCUUUUAGAGCCACAACCGACCAGUCACUGGCCCAACGUCAUCUCGAUACUCAUUGAUCGAGCAGCUGAUUUGGCUCAUCCGGGUAGAAUCGUGUACUACUUUGAUGAUAAAGUCGGAAGCACCUACUACAUCAUCAAAGUCGACGUUCGAGUUUUUCUACUCGUCAUUUUCAACGUAAAGAAAAAGGAAAGAGACUCGCAUAUUUCAAAGUUUAUGACAGAGACAAGAUCACUACUGACCUAUGAGAGGAACUACCAAAUGCUGAAGCCAAGACAGGUGCAAAAGUUUCGAAAUUAAAUUAUUUGCAAUAAGAUGCGACUCCCCUCUUCUUUUUUACUUUCCGAAUGUACAAUGCUGUCAAGAUUUCUAUCAAAUCUAACAAUUUUUAAUUUAUAUCUAUUGUAAGUUUUCGAUUAUGAUAGAAUUUUGGUGUUAUUUAA